CCUUUCACUGUACCAAAAAUAAGUGGUACAUUGAAAUCGCCUGCUCAAUGGUUCACAAGUAUUUUUCUAGACGUUCUUAGACUUUCUAAACCUUCAUAGGAACCAUUUCUUUAUAGAUUUGCAGAAAAUGUCAGCAGAAGUCAUUUUACUGCACCAAAUUUGCGAAAUACACAGCAAAAUCACCUGAAAACUUUUUGUGCACAAUACCCAGAUGCUUCCAUAGGUUUUCUGGAAUUUAUCUAUACAAACUCACUUAUGAUUUGAUCUUUUAUUAUGAGUACGCUUGUGCUUGUGCAAGCACAUGCCAGCACUAGUACCAAAACAUGAUCAUCCCAUCUUUAUUUGUCGAUUAUUUAUGUGAACAAAUGGUUCAGUGAAUGUGUCAUGCAAUUUUUGCCCACCAGGGCUCAGUCUAAAGCCAUGCAAACUAAUCUCUCAGUUAGCGAGGAAUCCUUAUCUAAAUGCCAAAUUAUCCACAGCAGAGAAUGGCUAAUUUGAUUUUCUUACUGAGAGAGAGAAAGAAAGAUAGUGAGAGCACUGUGCAUUCACUGGAAAUACAAUGUUGCAUGAAACGUUACAUGGUGUGGACAAAAUAACAAGAACACUUGACAAGAAAAAAAAGUUUAAUACAAUCCCCCUCCAGUAAAUUCCACCUUUGUGAAGCUUAUAAUGUUCACAUUUUGAUGACAUUCUGUCAGUGAGUUGUUUGUUAAACUGUGUGGCGGGGUUAAGCCUGUGUAAUUAUGGGACUGAUGUAUAGAUAAUGAUAUAUGUCAGAGGUAAUGUUUUGUGCCUUUGGUUACUAUAAAAGUUAAAAAAUUCCAUGUUUUGACUUAGAUUAGUUAGACAUGUCUGUUUAAUUUCUACAUUUGCCUGUUGGUAAUUAGUCUUCCACUCAAAUAAAUAAGUAGAUUAUUUUAGGAAGUAGCUCAUGGUAUUAGGCUACUACAUGUUAAAUGGGAAGAGGUGAUGGAAGCAAUAACUGGCUAUAAUAAUGUGGUGUACAGUUUGACAGCUACAACUAGUAUUGUAAUGAUCCCUAAAUGCACAAAGUCUGCUAUUAUAUUCCCUCAACACUGAAGCAGUUAUUCUUCAUCAUUUUUGUCAAUACAUUGCAAGGACUAUUAACUCUAUCAAGAACUGGUAAUGCCACACAGGAUGCACUUAUAGCAAAAUUAGAUUGAAGUUUACAUGUCGCCUUUUCAACACGUCAUUAUUGUCAUCCGUUCACAAAUGCGUUUAAAUGCUGUAAGGCAUACGUUGUGUCAGUGUCAGUGCACAUACAAUAUUUGUAUGUCAAGAUGUGUACAGAAGGCAUGAUGUGUCAUUGAUGGAUUAAUCAUCAAAUAAUAAUAAGGAACAAUGGGUUGUGACAGAUUUUAUGAGUGCAGAAUGCAAAAGCUGUAUAUGUCUGAUAUAUUUGUCUUUCAUCAAGGGUGAGUGUUGUAGCAUCCCUUUUGAGAUGUCUUGUUAUGUUUUGAGUUUUGAGUUUGUAUCCACACAUCCAUUUACUCCAUUUGCAUCUAUCUCCUUAUGUUGAUUCCUCAUUUUAAUUCAUUGACUUGUACAACGACUUACUUGUUUUGAUCAUGUCUUCUCUCUCAGCUAGAGUGUAGAUAGUUAGAGACUAAUUUGACAGCUGUAAUUAGAUGUGAUCUAACUCUGAAGGUCCAUUAUCUCUAAUAAAGGCUACUUAAAGUAAUUAUAGUACAGCCUUUUGAGCAGACACCAGCAUAGAGAUUAGAUAAUUACCACAAUGGUCUGUGCAAGGACAGGUCCAGGGAGAAAAACAGACUUGAAAGUAACAGAUCUUUUGUGACACUUAAAGUGAUGUUUCCAUCCUCUGAUACUCAGGAGUACGCUUGCCCUUUCACAUCACUCUCAAACUGGAGUCAAACGGAGGCGUUGCUGUGAAGCCAGGGGAAUCAGACAGAAUUUACAAAAUGAAGCGUAACCACAGAUUCACUGGUAUUAUGAUCUUAUGACAAUGGAUAUCCCAAAAGAGGAAUCAUCCUCAGUAUCUGUCAAAGUUGUGACCCGCUGCUGCUCUACUGCUAAUGUAACAUUGGAGCUAAAAUCACCUGCCUCUGCCACCGAGUAUUCGAGUGUGGAAGGUCCUGGAUCGAGGCUGGAUCGUGGGCUUUGAAAUUGCAGGGGCAGUGAGGCCCUGGGCAUGUGCCUGGAGUGCCUGUGCGUAGAUCCGGCCAUGAGUCUACAAGACCACACUGCACAGCUUGCAGGAUAACAUAUGAGCUGCAUGUGUGGCUGACAGAUCCAGCUCAGCAUGUGAGAUUUCCUCUGUAGCAACAAGGCUUCAGGAUGGAUCUACCCUCCUAGCACAGAAGAAGUCUUCUUGGCAAGUUUGUUUCACAUUUAGGAGAAAACAAAACGUUUCUUCUCCUCAAGACAAGAUUUCCUUCAUCUCCGCGCAUCAGCUUGCAACCUUCACGAUGACGGCAACCGGGCUACAAUCACGCGUUAUGCUCCUGCUUUGCUUCAUCUCCACCGCAGCGUGCAAUAUGUUUGCAUUCACCGAGGAGCCCUCUGAGAGAGUCGGGAGGGGAGACGGGUAUUGUAGUCGAAUAUUACGGGCUCAGAGCAAUCGGAAGGAGGGCAACACGGAGUUUCGUCUCCGCGUUGAGGGAGACCCGGAGAGCUAUCAGCCAGGGAGCACAUACAGAGUGACUCUGAUUGCAUCCAGCCCCUCCUACUUUAGAGGGUUCACUCUUAUUGCUCUGAGGGAGGGCGCAGAAGGAGACAGGGAUGAAGACUACAUUGGAAAUUUCCAGAUAAUUGAUGAGGAGGAAACACAGUUUAUGACUAACUGCCCUUCUGCAGUGACCGAGAGCACUCCUCGCAGACGCACCAGCAUCCAGGUGUUUUGGACUGCGCCCCCUAGUGGCUCCGGCUGUGUCCUCCUCAAAGCGAGCAUUGUGCAGAAGAGGAUCAUCUAUUUCCAGGAUGAAGGCUCACUCACCAAGCGAAUGUGUGAGAAAGAAUCCCUGUAUGGAGAUGCUACAGAUAAACCUGUGCUCGACUGUUGUGCCUGUGGAACUGCCAAGUACAGAGUCACCUUCUAUGGGAACUGGUCAGAGAAGAUUCAUCCCAAAGACUAUCCCCGUCGUGCCAAUCACUGGUCAGCCAUCAUUGGUUCAUCCCACUCUAGGAACUAUGUGCUGUGGGAAUAUGGAGGCUUUGCGAGUGACGGAGUCAAACAGGUUGCUGAGCUGGGCUCCCCGGUCAAAAUGGAGGAGGAGAUCAGACAGAAGGGUGAUGAUGUCCUGACAGUCAUCAAAAUGAAAGCACAGUGGCCAGCCUGGCAGCCACUUAAUGUGCGAGCUGCGCCUUCAGCUGAAUUCUCAGUGGACCGCACCCGUCACCUUAUGUCCUUCCUGACCAUGUUGGGGCCCAGUCCAGAUUGGAAUGUGGGUCUGUCUGCUGAGGACUUGUGCACUAAGGAGUGUGGCUGGGCUCAGAGGGUGGUCCAGGACCUUAUCCCCUGGGAUGCAGGCACUGACAGUGGGGUGACAUAUGAGUCUCCCAACAAGCCCACUAUGCCCCAGGAAAAAAUCCGUCCCCUGACCAGUCUGGACCAUCCACAGAGUCCUUUCUAUGAUCCUGAAGGGGGCGCCAUCACUCCUGUGGCCAGGGUUGUGGUGGAACGUAUUGCUAGAAAGGGUGAACAGUGUAACAUUGUGCCAGACAAUGUGGAUGACAUUGUAGCAGACAUUGCCCAGGAGGAGAAAGAGGAAGAUGAUACUCCGGAGACAUGCAUCUAUUCCAACUGGUCUCCAUGGUCUGCCUGCAGCUCAGCCACUUGUGAAAAGGGCAAGCGGAUGAGGCAGAGGAUGUUAAAGGCCCAGUUGGACCUUAGUGUCCCCUGCCCUCACACACAGGAUUUUGAGCCUUGCAUGGGACCUGGAUGCAGUGAUGAGGAUGCAUCCACCUGUAUGAUGUCAGAGUGGAUCACCUGGUCUCCAUGCAGUGUGUCUUGUGGGAUGGGCACACGUUCUCGGGAGCGUUAUGUUAAGCAGUUCCCCGAUGAUGGCUCAAUCUGCACCCUGCCUACAGAGGAGACCGAAAACUGUGUGGUCAACGAGGAAUGCUCCUUAGCUCCCAGCAGUUGCUGGGUUACAGAAUGGGGUGAAUGGGAUGUCUGCAGUGCCACUUGUGGUCUUGGCAUGAAGAAGAGGGAGCGCAUGGUGAAGAUGAGUCCUGCAGAUGGCUCUAUUUGUGGAGCAGAGGUGCUGGAAGUGGAGAAGUGCAUGAUGCCAGAAUGUCACACAAUCCCCUGCAUGCUUACUCCAUGGUCUGACUGGAGUGACUGCAGUGUGACAUGCGGCAAGGGAUUAAGGACCCGCCAGCGCAUGCUCAAGUCUCCUGUGGAGUUGGGAGAGUGUACAGAAGAGUUAGAACAGGUGGAGAAGUGCAUGCUACCAGAAUGUCCCAUAGACUGUGUCAUGUCAGAGUGGAGCGAGUGGUCAGAGUGUAAUAAGUCCUGCGGGAAAGGUCAUACAAUCCGGACACGCAUGGUGAAGCUGGAGCCUCAGUUUGGCGGAGACCCCUGUCCUGAAACCAUCCAGAGGAAGAAGUGUAAGAUCAGGAAGUGCAACAGAGGACAAGGGAACAGUGAUGAGAAGAAACGACGCAAGGAGCAGCGUGAAAAAAGGAGGAGCAAACAGGGCAGGGCUGAGGUCACCUCCGAGCAUCCAGGGUGUAAAAUGAGACCGUGGUCAAGUUGGACAGAAUGUACCAAGCUGUGCGGUGGAGGUAUUCAAGAACGGCUCAUGACAGUGAAGCAGAGGUUUAAGACUGCCCAGCUGUCCAGCUGCAAGGACAGGAAGGAGAUCAGGGCUUGUAAUGUGCACCCCUGCUAGGAAGGAGUAUGGGAGCAGGGGUGGUGUGGAGGGGAGGGAGGGUGAGGAAUGACAGUGGGGCUGGGAACAGGGCAGGGUAUGGCACACUGUCACACAAUGAUCCAAUGCACUCUGUUUGGGGCUGAAAUGGCACAUACUGGAUUCUGUAUUGGUUUAAUCCAGAGCCCUGUUGGUGGCUAAAGGGAAGGUUAUGGAUCUCUGAGGUUUCCAUCACUUAUCCUUCACCUUCAAGUCAUGAAAGGGUAAAAAUCUUUCUGGAAAACUCUGGAUUUAAACCAAGCUGAUUCUUCUGUGCUUUCAAGCGAGCUCUGAUACACAUAUAGCUCUUUUGCAAGAUUACUGUAAACUUGUUGUGGUAUAAUAUAUCUUGAAAAUAUAAUUAUGAAAUAUGAAUUGAUUGAAUAAGAUAAAGACCUGUUAUAUCUUGUGAUAUCCUUAAGUAGUACACUAAAUUCCAGAAUUUAAAGCACAGGUGCCCAGCCAUUCCAGUGUUUUAUAUGCCUUCAUAUUAAAGUUCAGUUGUUUCUAGGACACAAAAUGCCCAGUUGACUUUUUACCCGACUAUAUUGUUGUACAUGUAGAUGCACCACGAUUGAGAUCUAUAUGAUUUUGAGCAUUAUUAGAAGAUUUUGUUAUUUUUUUGCUGUGGAAUUUUUUGAUAAGAAUGUGUCCCAGGAUUCUUACCAAAGUCUUGUGUAGAUGUUUUCUAGAUGUCUUCCCCUCCUUUUCUUUAUCUCUGUUCCUCUAACAUAUUAAUAUUUUGG
Molecule: messenger RNA, 5641 nt
Organism: Thunnus maccoyii (southern bluefin tuna)
Lineage: Eukaryota; Metazoa; Chordata; Actinopteri; Scombriformes; Scombridae
Gene: spon1a
Product: spondin 1a
Exons: 19
Coding region: 2451-4877 (808 amino acids)
Biological process (GO): cell adhesion
Cellular component (GO): extracellular matrix
Source: RefSeq, a predicted model, not a curated record